Molecule: messenger RNA, 1707 nt
Organism: Limanda limanda (common dab)
Lineage: Eukaryota; Metazoa; Chordata; Actinopteri; Pleuronectiformes; Pleuronectidae
Gene: znf385b
Product: zinc finger protein 385B
Exons: 10
Coding region: 1-1707 (568 amino acids)
Cellular component (GO): nucleus
Molecular function (GO): nucleic acid binding; zinc ion binding
Source: RefSeq, a predicted model, not a curated record
AUGAAGACUCCUCUCAGCCCCCCUCGGCUUUUCACCUUUGGAGGAAUGUGUCAGAAGCUGAUGGAGGCACCUUCACCUCCAAGCAUCAGUCAGGGUGGGGCCUACUCUUUGUGUGAGGUGUGUAACCUGCAGCUGACCUCUGAUGCUCAGGCCCAACUGCACUACAACGGCCGGUCUCACCUCCGGAGAGUUAGACAGAUCCAGGCUGGAGAGACAGGAAAACAUGCAGCAGCAGGGGCUCAGUCCAGAUUUCUUCCACAGGCCACAGGACUCGGCUCUCGGCCUGCAGGACUAACUCCAACCCCAGGCCUCAGCCCGGCCCUCAAUGCUCCACCAAGCAUAACUGCAGGAAGUGGGUGUGGCGCAGUAGGCGGGGCCUUGCCAGGGCUGGUUGGGGCCACUUGUCCCUCAAUGAUGAUGAAACCGUUCCUGACCUAUUCUGUCGAGACGGCGUCGCCAGUGGGACUUUUUCCAAAUUUCAACACGAUGGACCCAGUGCAGAAGGCCGUCAUCAAUCACACCUUCGGUGUUACCAUGGUGCCCAGAAAGAGGCAGGUCAUCUCAUGUAACGUCUGUCAGCUGAGGUUCAACUCUGAUUCUCAAGCAGAGGCUCAUUACAGAGGCAGCCGUCACGCCAAGAAGCUCAAGACUCAGGAGAACAAGACCAAGACCAAGCUGUCAAUCACUGCAGAGACCAAUGGGAGCUACUCCAGUCCCGCCGGCCCUGCCCCUCACGCCUCAUUUAACAGCAGCACCAAUCAGCACACAGAAUUCUUAUCCAGCCUCACAGACUCCUCAACUCCCCUCAAAUCCUUCCUCCUCCUCCCCUCUUCCUGCUCUCCUCCCUCCUCCUCCUCCCCCUCGUCCAGCAGAGCAAGCAGUGAGCCUCCUCCCUCCAGUCCUCCCUCCGCUCUACCCGCUCCGGCCCUCUCUUCCUCACCCUCCUCCUCUUCUGCUUCCUCCAAAGCUUCCCCUCCUCUGCCACCUCAAGCUCUUGUCACCUCGCCUUCGUCCCAUGCCCCUCUUCCUCCUCCUUCCUCCCAGGAUACACCUCUCCCUGCUGAAUCUGAGGAGGAGAAGGCAAAGAAGCUGCUUUACUGCUCUCUUUGCAAAGUGGCUGUCAACUCUCUGUCUCAGUUGGAGGCUCAUAACGCAGGUUCAAAGCACAAGACGAUGCUGGAGGCCCGGAGCGGAGCAGGGCCGAUCAAGGCCUUCCCUCGUCCCGGAGCAAAGCUGAAGAUCGGCAUCAGCUUGGGAUUGAAAGGCUCCGGCCUGCAGAACAAAACCUUCCACUGCCAGAUCUGUGACGUCCACGUCAACUCUGAGAUCCAACUCAAACAGCACAUCUCCAGCAGGAGGCACAAAGACCGAGUGGCAGGAAAACCCAGCAAACCCAAAUACAGCCCUUAUACCAAACAGGAGAGAAACACUCUCACAAAUGAGUUAGUGAAGCCCUCCCUCUCUCCCUCCUUCCUCUCCACAACCUUCGCUCCUCCGCCAUCCACCCUCACCACCUCCAUCUCGCUCGCUCCCUCCUCUCUCUCAUCCUGUCCCCUCCUCACGCCUGCCUCCUCACCCCUCACCCCGACUAUCUCUCUCCACCCUCGCCUUUCGGCCUCCUCGUCCCUCUUCACCGCCUCCUUCCUGCGUCCAGCUCCUGGACCAAUCAGAGCGGGCCAAGGGUCAUUUCUCUUCACACCAUACUGA